Molecule: messenger RNA, 2171 nt
Organism: Coffea eugenioides
Lineage: Eukaryota; Viridiplantae; Streptophyta; Magnoliopsida; Gentianales; Rubiaceae
Exons: 4
Coding region: 650-2053 (467 amino acids)
Biological process (GO): defense response
Source: RefSeq, a predicted model, not a curated record
UUCGUAAUCUCUCUUUCCAUGACCGUGCAGAUGCAGAAUGCUCUGUUCUUCAGAUAAUUGGAUUGCAAUCUACGUAGAACUUCUAUUGACUGGCCUCAAAGUUGAAGGGUUCCAUAGGCACUCUAUUCCAUUUACUGAUUUACCGCACAGCACUCUUCAGGCAGUAAGUUAAUGGAGUAGGACUUUGUGCUCCUUGUGAGCACUGGGUUAAAGUGUUUCCCUUCUUUAGACCAGCUGAAAGGGAUGUGUUGCAUAGCCAAACAAUUUCAUAUACCAUUCUAACAGGCUUUUAAGUUGUUCAGUUAACAAGCUUUUUUUUUUUUUUUUUUUGAUAAAUUGCCGCAUGAGUGGGCCAUCCAUCUAAUUUUCUUCCACUUUAUGCUGGACAAACUUUUGACUUUUGUUCUGAUUCCUCUCCUCUUGGUAUGGAUUUACGGGUCAUUUGCUCGACAAAAAGGUGACGGAGAUUUAGAAAGUCGUGAUGGAUAAGGAAUUCUCUUGGCCUGUGGGUAACAUUAGUCUGGAAUGGUACAAAGUUGUUAACUUUCUCUUUUCCUUAUCAACUCUUCUUUACAGAGUUGGAAGAACUUUUCAGAAAGCAACCUCUCUUGCCGUUCUGUCUUCGUUUCACGAUUGAAUCUUAGCUGUGAUGGGAAAACUAUGGGUUGAGGUCUGCCUGAUUUCUGCUAGGGGACUCCGGCGAACAUCUUCACUGUGGAAGCGCCAGUGGUUUGCCGUUGGGUGGAUUGAUACUAACAACAAAUACUGCACCAGGAUAGAUGCUUCGGGAAAUGCUAAUCCAGUUUGGAAAACCAAAUUCUCGACAGUGGUUGAUCCUUCUGAACCUAACUUCCAAGAUAUGGCCCUCCACGUCGAGGUCUAUAGUAGAGAACCCGUCUUUCUUAGAGAAAGGCUCUUGGGAACGACAACGGUGAUUCUUAAGGAAUUUCUGGAGAAGUACUUGAAGAAUUCUGAGGUUCCAAAACCGGUGGAAGAAGUAGGAAGUUUUCAGCUGAGAAAGAAGAAUACAAACAAACCUCGCGGAUUUGUCGAUAUCUCAAUCCGAAUAUCAGAAGAAAGGGAAGAGUCUAGCUCAUACCAAGGUGAUGAGGAAGGAUUUAAGCUCAUGGAUAACAGCAUGGGAAUUAACUUGGAUAUUGGGCACGGACCCCUGCAUUCACAAUUUCCUGCACCCUCACCGCUGCAGCCAGGAAGUCAGCCGCAGACAAGCAGCCAGUAUGCCCAUCCACUUCCAUUUCCUCGGAAUUAUCCCAAUAUACCAACGGGUCCAAGCUAUGCACCAGCCGGGGGAACAAGCUAUCAACCACCAAGAGCUCCACCCCCACUCCCACCACCCUCAAAUGUCGGCUAUAUACAGACCUCUCUACCGAGGACAGAUGAUUUGCGGCCUAGUUACAUGAACAUGCCAUCAUCUGGACCAGCACCUGGACGCAGCAGGGGACCUGGUAUUGGGGUGGGACUAGGUGCUGGAGCAUUAGCUGCUGGAGCCGUGAUCUUUGGGGAUGAUUUUAUGUCAGGUUUUGAUUUUCCACGCAAUUUACAAGAUGCUAGCCUGACAAUAUCAACUGAUCCUCCUUUGGGAAGAAGAAGAAGAAGAGGCAGCAGCUCUAGGGACACAUUUGAAGGAGGCAUCAUGUUUCAGAGCCAUUUGAGAUUUCCCACAAGUUUGCAGUGCUGUGGAGGAGGUAGCUGCAGCUCCCAAACAACACUAACUGGUGACGACAGCACUGAUAUACACCAUAACAAUGACGGAGCCCAGUGGCGUAGCCAUGCAAACCACGUUUUCCAGAACGUCGGCUAUAUACCUACCUCUCUACCGAGGACAGAUGAUCUGCAGCCUAGUUACAUAAACAUGCCGUCAUCUGGACCAGCACCUGGACGCAGCAGGGGACCUGGUAUUGGGGUGGGACUAGGUGCUGGAGCAUUAGCUGCUGGAGCCGUGAUCUUUGGGGAUGAUUUUAUGCCAGGUUUUGAUUUUCCACGCAGUUUACAAGAUGCUAGCCUGAUAAUAUCAACUGAUCCUCCUUUCUGAAUAUGUGUAGAACAUAAUCUGCUGUUGUAUGGCGAGGGACAUUAUUAUUGUUUUAUAUCAUUUCAGUGUUCAACAAUUACUGCACCUGCACCCCGUAACAAACAUGGGAUAUUUGUGA